Papilio xuthus (Asian swallowtail) is the source of this 2708-nucleotide messenger RNA. RefSeq lists its product as uncharacterized. Bases 58 to 2586 code for a protein of 842 amino acids. The transcript is spliced from 6 exons. NCBI's taxonomy places the organism in Eukaryota, Metazoa, Arthropoda, Insecta, Lepidoptera, Papilionidae. The record is from RefSeq and is a predicted model, not a curated record.
AGACGAUGAACACAAAACAUCGGAGAAGUAAACGCAUAAUCAAAUUCGUUAGAAGAAAUGUGUUGGUUUUUAGCAUUUACUCUGUUGAGUAUAAUAACAUUGAGCAGCUGCAUCAACAGACCUGUUUACAAAAUAGUUCUUACACAGAAAGGUUUUUCACAGUUUAUACAAUAUGACAUCGAUACUCCGCCUAUAAGAGAGUUCACGUUUUGUACCUGGGUUCGAUUAUAUGAUUUAAACAAUGAACAAGGCUUGUUUUCGUAUGUUGUUAACGGCAACCGCGUAGUAAGGCUAUGGUUGGACAAUGGAGGGCACUUUAUGAAAGUUUCUAUAAAUGAGAGAACACCGUCCAUGAUUUCCGUUGACAUUGUGCGGGAUUCCUGGAAACAUAUUUGUUUAUCUUAUCAGGCAGAUUACGGUGCCUGGGCUCUUUACAUGGAUGGUAGACUUAUAAGUUGUGAAGCCUUACAGAGUCUCCACGGUUUUGUUUUGCCCGGAGGUGGAAGUGUAAUAAUCGGAUAUGGAACUAGCAAUGCAAUACCAAGUGGAAUAGAAGGCGAAGUAUUUGGUGUCAAUAUGAUACUUACUUCAACGAUAGAGAGAAAUCACACAAUAAAAAGGGACCCACUUUAUGCACAAAAACGAUUCUUACAAAACAGAGUGUUUGGAAACAGAAAUUUAAAAUAUGUUGUCCUCGGUAAACUGGAUUCUAAAGAAAUUAAAAAUAAUUACGAAACUAGCAAAUCACCCCCGACACAGAAAAAAAUUCCAAUUAAUAUAAAAUAUAAAUUUCCCUAUAGUUUCAGUGAAAAUAAUCACUUGGAGGUCACAUCAUUACCUUCUACUUUUAUGGACAAUGCUCUUAGUAAAGAUAUUUUUGAUUUCUCUUUAGCAGAUACAACUGGAUCCACAGAUAAAGUAAUGUUUUGGAAUUUAGUAAAUCAACCUAGACAAGAACCUAAAUAUACUCUGAACCAACCUCAAAGCGAUAUAGAAGUUACAGAUAAUAAAGAAACAGAAAAUAAAACUGCUACCUUAUCAAUUUGGAAUACUUUGUCACCACCAAGAAAGAAAAAUAUUUUCUCGAAAACAUUCAAAUCUACCAAACCGAAUAAUAAGAAUUUUUAUGAAUUAAAUGAUGAUGGCAAUAAUAACAAUGCUACCACAGUUCAUAAUGAAAGCAAGGAGACAUCUAAGACACUAACAUCUUUCCCCCCGGAAAAUUCUUUUAACCAAUUAAUUGGUUCUAAGAUUUCAGGUAAUGUAUUAAACUAUUUGAAAAGAAUAAAUUACUAUAUGAAAGACCCUGUCAAAGUAGCAUUGAAUGUACCACUCGUUAAAAUAUCUGAUAAUUUUGAAAAACCUAAAGAGUUAAAUGGACUUAAAGUUCACCAACCUCUGAAAUUCCAAAGACGUAAUUUCGUUAGCAGACAAUUCGAUAAACGAGAAAUAAAAAUAAACGGAAGUUUUGUCAAUACAAGUGCUAAUCUAGAAGAUCGUAAUUCAAAUAUUACUUUUCUCAAUCUAACGCUAAAAGAACAUGAAAAUAUUACAUCAAAAACUGAUCAAAGGAAUUAUCGAAAUAUUGAUGGGAUACCAUAUAGUAAACAUUAUGAUAAAGAUGAUAUAUACAGAUUUAAUCCUUAUAUAGGAAAAGAGAACAUAAACAACAGAAAUGUAUUUAAUUAUGACGGAGGUAGAAAAAAUAAUCAACACACAAUAUUACCUUUUAUAAAAUCAAUUGAAUAUUUCGUCAAUGAUCGUGAUAACGGCUCAAAUGAAUUAUAUAAUGACGAUAUUAAUACUAGUGACUUAUUUACUAGAAGUGUAAUGCAAGGAAAUAAAUGGCGUAAUGUCCACACUUACAAUAAUGAUUAUACGCCGCGGCGUGUUAAUCUGGAGUCUGGACUGAUACAGAGAAAUGACAUAUCAGAAGCAAAUAGAAAGCUACCGUCGUUGCGAUUGAAAUAUAAGCCUGAAAUCCAGAAGUUCUUAACAGACAAUAAGGAUCCAUCUAUUAUUGAAGGACGCGCACUGGCUAAGGCAGUCUCAAAUCAAUCCAAUCACGGUUCCUUUUCAAUCCUUAAAUACAAUCGUGGAUUUCUGCCAAAACGUAGAAGGGAUCAGAAAUCUUUAGGUAGAGUAAAUCGUGUUUCAAAAACUAAUAAUAAAGAAAAUUCUCCAUUUAUAAAUAAUAAUAGCAAUGACAUUAAAUCUAAUACCUAUCUAGAACCCCUUACAAUAAAUGAAGAAUUAAAUAUAAAUAAACGCCGGCCCGAAUUAAAUAGAAUAGGUGAAACAAGUUCUCAAUUUUACGGUUUGAAAAUUUGUAUGUCUUUACAAGCACAGAAUCAUAAUCUAUAUGUACAACCAGAUGGAAGUAUUGACCUUACACGUAUAGUGUCACCUGUAAAAGAUAAAAACACUGGAGUAGAAUUUAUGAUGCAAAACUACAAACGCUGUUCUUUAAAAGAUUCAAUCUUAGAAGGACAUCCAUUACUUUUCAUAGAUUGGGAUAAGACACCAGUGAGGCUAUUUGGAGGUGCAUAUCCAAAGAAAACUACAGAUCUUUGUGGAUUUUUCUAAUACAAAAAUAUUAAUAUAUAAUUCGUUUGUUGUUUGCUUAUGCUAUGUUGACACAAAAACGAAAUCAACAACGACCAUCAAAUUCCACCAUCUUGCAAUUUAUCUGAAGAGAACAUCUUGUA